Messenger RNA from Humulus lupulus (European hop), 597 nucleotides. RefSeq lists its product as uncharacterized. The record is from RefSeq and is a predicted model, not a curated record. The transcript has a single exon. Bases 1 to 597 code for a protein of 198 amino acids. NCBI's taxonomy places the organism in Eukaryota, Viridiplantae, Streptophyta, Magnoliopsida, Rosales, Cannabaceae.
AUGACUAUCGAUGAUAACUCUGGUGUUGUUGACAUUAAUAAACCAUUUCGUUUUGAGGGUAACCAUUUUAAAAGAUGGAAACAGAAGAUGUUAUUUUUUCUUACAAUGAAAAAGGUUAACACUGCUCUGACUACUGAUAUGUCUAUUGUCUCUGAAAAAGAUGAGAACGAUGAAAAAGACAAACAAACUAAUGCAUUAGAGGCUUGGGUCGAAAAUGAUUUUUUAUGCAAAAAUUUCAUUCUCAAUGGUUUAUCUGAUGACCUGUAUGAUUAUUAUAAUUAUGACAAAAAUGCUAAAGAAAUCUGGGACGCACUACAAAAGAAGUAUGAUACUGAGGAGGCUGGAACCAAGAAGUACGCUGUCAGUCGCUACCUCAAAUUUCAGAUGACCGAUGACAAGUUAGUGGAAGCCCAAUCUCAUGAACUUCAGAAAAACACUCAUGAAAUCAUUUCUGAAGGUAUGUCUUUAGAUGAACAAUUUCAAGUUGCUGUGAUUAUUGACAAAAUGCCCCCUGCGUGGAAAGAUUUUAAAAAAUUUCUCAGGCACAAAACAAUAGAAAUUUUCACUGGAAAGUCUGAUCACUUGCCUUUGUAUUGA